AUGUCUAUGAGCAAUCAUCCCAAAGCCUACGGCACGGCCGCCAUAGCUGUCGCCUUCAUGGCUGGCGUGCUGUUGACCCUGGGCUUCAAAGACUUCUACCCCGACCUUGAACGGCGGUACCAGCGGCGACGAGGACAACCUCCCAAUUCCUCAGACUCCCGGCCUGGGAGUACCUACCUCCCCCCGGUCAAACUCGAAGACCACACGCGCAGCGCGAGACAAUCAAUGGUCGGCCUCCCUACCCCACAGAACCCAGAAGGAGUGGAAGGAAUAAUAGGAAACACACCGUUGUUCAAGAUAAAGAGCUUGUCUGAAGCUACGGGCUGUACAAUUCUUGCCAAAGCGGAGUUUCUCAAUGGAGCAGGAGGCAGUCCCAAGGAUCGAGUAGCACUGAAUAUGAUUGCCCUGGCUGAGGAAGAGGGGCUGUUGACUCCUGGACGGGGGGAUACGAUUUAUGAGGGGACUGUAGGCUCCACUGGUAUUUCUCUUGCUACCCUUGCGAGAGCGAAGGGGUACAAGGCCUAUAUCUGUAUGCCGAAUGAUCAGAGCACGGAGAAAUCAGACCUACUUCACCAUCUUGGUGCUGAAGUCGAAAGAGUUACGCCGGCUCCUAUUACCAGUACGGAGCACUUUGUUAAUCUUGCGAGGACGAGGGCGAAGGAACACACUGCUUCUAGCAAGGAUGAGAGCAGGGGCUUCUUUGCAGACCAAUUUGAGUCAAUUGCAAACUACAAAGCUCAUUUCCAGACUACGGGCCCGGAGAUCUGGCAGCAGACGGGAGGGCAACUUGAUGCUUUUAUAGCUGGUGCGGGCACAGGUGGAACGAUCUCAGGUAUCAGUUUAUUUCUGAAGCACGAGAUGGGCAUGUGGGGAGACUUAAAGGUCGUGCUUGCUGAUCCAGAGGGGAGCGGGCUUUACAAUAAAGUCAAACACGGGGUCAUGUUUUCCAAUACGGAGAAAGAAGGGACGAGGAGGAGGCAGCAAGUUGACAGCAUUGUGGAAGGUAUUGGCAUUAAUCGAUUGACAGAGAAUUUUGAGGCGGGGAGGGAGCUGGUCGACGAUGCCGUUAAGGUUACUGAUUUGCAAGCCAUGCAGAUGGCGAGGUGGCUGGUGGAGAAGGACGGCAUAUUUGUGGGGAGCAGCAGUGCGGUGAACUGUGUUGCUGCUGUGGCUACCGCGAUGAAUAUGCCGAAAGGGAGUAGAAUUGUCACUAUUUUGUGUGAUAGCGGGACAAGGCAUUUGAGCAAAUUCUGGAAGAAAGUUGGGGAGCUAGGGUUGGAGGAGGAGCAUGGCCAGACUGAUUUGCUCAAGCUACUGGGAAUCAAAGACGAGAGGUGAGAAUCAGAUAUCAGCGCAGGGAACGAAUCUGCAAUUGCCCUACGUGCACAGAACAUUGAGGGGGAGGGCAAAGGACCAACAGCACUGGAACACUCAGUUUAGAGAGUCUUGACUCGAGUCGGGCUGAAUCUUCCAAGCAAAGCUGGUCCAUUCAGAUGGCUGUUCAAAGUUGGGUGAAGCAUCGAUGCCCUAGGAGACUCGAACAUUCAAUUUGAGAAUCUCAACAAUGUAUAAGAAGACCUAUGAACAUUCAAAUUGGAGGCUCUCACCAUUUUACCGGAAGAGCCUUGGAC
This is a messenger RNA of Hyaloscypha bicolor E, 1631 nucleotides long. RefSeq names its product PALP-domain-containing protein. Gene Ontology annotation, cellular component: cytoplasm. The transcript has a single exon. Lineage: Eukaryota; Fungi; Ascomycota; Leotiomycetes; Helotiales; Hyaloscyphaceae. Gene Ontology annotation, molecular function: cysteine synthase activity. The coding region runs from base 1 to 1338 and encodes 445 amino acids. The record is from RefSeq and is a predicted model, not a curated record.